GUUUAAUUUGUUUGUUUAUUUUUAUCUUUUUAUCUUUCCACAGCUUUUUUUUCUCUCUUGAUUAUAGUCAAAAAAAGGACCCCUUUUUCGUCUAUCUUGUACUUUUUUUCUCUGACGUUGGAUUUCCUGUGGCACUUACCUCUUUGAGAGCCAGUACACGGGAUUGAAAAGCACGGUGCAUUAGUGAACCAUUGAUAUGUCAACCCCUCCUCGGCCAACAGCCAACAAUGGCUACUCAUCCACCAUGAAGGAACUUCCUCCAGGUCCUCGAGGCACCCCUCCUCCACAACACCAGCAGCCGUAUCCAACGCAACAUCAACAUCAACGGUUUCCUACAUAUCAACACGCUGACGUGAGAGGAGCAUCGCGACCAUUACCACCUCAACCUCCGACUAUGUCUUCCUCUUCUUCCUCCUCCUCCUCAUCGGGCCCACAUGGCUUUUCACAUAUGCCACAUCCUAGUCGCGGACAAUCGCGUGAUUAUUUCUACCAGCAUUCACCUCAACGUGGACCUCACCAACCGAUGGUCCCUCCUUCCUCAUCCUCUUCUUUCCAACAGCAGCCGUCGCCCUAUCUACGAUCCCAACCGUUUCCCAAUUCAGCCCCUUACGGUACGCCGACGCCCAGGCAUGGUCACGCACCUCCUGUCUUGGGUAUUCGAACCACCAGCUCAGCCAUACAUGGAGCUCACCCAGGCGCUGGCUUGAAUCGAUCAAAGUCCUUGACAAGACCGGAACGUCAGCGGCCUCGUUCAGGCAUGCUACGGUCCACAUCCUCCCAAAAUACCAAUGCUCAAUCCAAUGGGUCGAUACCUCAACGACCACCGACAGUCAAUCAACCCAUGUCACACCAUUUGCAGCAGCAACUGGAGCAACAGAAAAUGCAACAACAGUAUGCUGCUUUGGAUGCCAUUGGCGAGACAAAGGACGUGACUCCAGAAAAGGAAAUCAAACCCAAAGUGCUCACAAGCUGGUGGGCUUGGACAGCUUAUUUGGCGACCUGCUGUAUCCCGAAUUGGUUUAUCCGUAUUUGCUUACGCAAGCCUAACCCAUUGAUGCAGCAAGCUUGGCGUGAAAAGCUGACACUAGUUUACAUGUUCUUGUGUCUGUGUGGAUUGCUGGCUUUUGUAACCUAUGGUCUAAAUGCGGUACUAUGCCCGACAGCGGGACCCGGGUAUCCGUACUCAUCGGUGGUCAAUGGCGUCAGAAAACCUGUGUACCACGAAGAAGUACGCGUGUUCGGACGUGUGUAUCCGAUGAACGUGGUGAAGGAUUACAUGGCCACGAAACAUUUGAACUUUACGACGGACUAUUUAAACAUGGAUAUCGGAAGUCUUUUUGAUGGUGAUACAAACAAUGCUUGUGGUCGUUACAAGGUGAAUGGUGAUGAUCCUACGUUGCCUCCAUGUCAACUUCACAACCCAUAUGGCGGAUCACUGAAACCCCCUGGUGGCAAAUGUUUGCCUUUGAAGGAAUUACAAUCACACUACGACUCCAAAUCUUACCUUGGUUUUGAAUGGGAGGAUUUGCGACCCAACGGUCCCGAUGAUCUCGGCGACAGUGAUUUGUUACUUUUAGGCGAUUCAGUGCUGAAUUUGACGCAGUAUUUACGAGAUAACAAGCCUGUCUUUGGUGCUGAAGUGGACAAAACCCUCCGACGUAGUUUAGGCAACGAUGUCUCCUAUGCAUUACUGUAUCAUCAAGAAGGUCUAGAUGCUCGUCGAUGUCUUGCUGCUCGUUACUCUGUGGGCAUUAUCGAAACUGAAACUGGUGGCUGUAUUGCUCAUCAAAUCAUCAUGAAUGUGAUGUUGGCAGUCAUUAUCUGUAUGAUUGUAAUUCGAUACGCCAUGGCAUUACUGUUUCAAUGGAUCAUUGCACGAAAAUUGGUUCAACCAGGCGGUCGGUCCGGUUGGCUGGCGUGGCGUUCCAUCAAAGGUGGCAACGAUGAUCCGGCUAAUCAUAUACCCGGCCCUUACAAUAAUUACGGUCCAAUGAAUGUUGCGCAAGCCUCUUCUGCUUCUCUGGGGUCGAGCAGCACGUCGCCCAGUGGUGGCGUGAGCGAUCGUAGCUCAGCGAUGCAAUUGGGUGGACCCCAAUCGAACAUUGUCGAUACCGAAUUGUACACUGUGAUGCUGGUAACUUGUUACUCCGAAGGCGAAGAAGGUUUACGCACAACCAUGGAUAGUUUAGCCGAAACCACAUAUUCCAAGAAGCACAAGAUCUUCUUUGUGAUUGCUGAUGGUCUUAUUACGGGUGCGGGCGAAACACGAUCGACACCGGAUAUUGUGGUUGACAUGAUGGAGCUUGAUCCUGCCAUGGCGAAUCCGAAGCCAGCCACCUACUUGGCUAUUGCUGAUGGUGAAAAGCAAUUGAAUCGUGCCAAAGUGUAUGCCGGACACUACAAAGGGGUGGCAUGCAUUACCAUUGUCAAGUGCGGUACGGAAGAAGAACAAGAUGCACCCAAAGCAGGCAAUCGUGGUAAACGUGAUUCCCAGCUGAUUUUGAUGAGUUUUUUCCAACGCGUUCUGUUCAAUGAUCGAUUGUCGGAGCUCGAUUACGAGAUGUUCUGGAAGAUGACCUGGUUGAUGAAAGGUGUGACACCCGACAAGUUUGAAUUGGUGCUCAUGGUGGAUGCUGAUACCAAAGUAUUACCCGAUGCCAUCACUUACAUGGUAGCUGCCAUGGCGAAUGAUAUUACCAUCAUGGGUCUUUGUGGUGAAACUCGCAUUGCCAAUAAGCGAACAUCAUGGGUCACGGCCAUUCAAGUCUUUGAAUACUAUAUCUCUCAUCACUAUGCCAAGGCAUUUGAAUCGCUAUUCGGUAUUGUCACUUGUUUGCCCGGUUGUUUCAGUAUGUAUCGUAUCAAGUCGCCUAAGAACGGUGCUUGGGUUCCUAUUCUGGCCAACCCUGAUAUCAUCUUGGAGUACAAUCAAAACAUUGUCACGACAUUGCACGAAAAAAACCUGUUGUUACUCGGUGAAGAUCGUUUCUUAUCCACUCUCAUGCUGCGUACGUUCCCUAAGCGUCAGAUGAUGUUUGUUCCUCAAGCUCGGUGCAAAACUGUGGUCCCUGAUGAAUUCCGCGUGUUACUGUCGCAACGUCGUCGAUGGAUUAAUUCAACGGUGCAUAAUCUCAUGGAACUUGUGCUAGUAUCAGAUCUUUGUGGUAUUGCAUGCUUAUCGAUGCAAUUUUCGGUCUUUGUGGAUCUUAUCGGUACAUUGGUGCUCCCGGCGGCUAUUGUCAUGUCCAUCUACCUUAUUGUCAACACGGCUGUCUCGCAGAAUCCCCAGUGGCAAUCGCUGGCUUUGCUGUUGGCCAUUCUGGGUCUUCCCGGUAUAUUGAUUGCAAUUACCACCUUCAAGAUUGUUUAUAUUGGAUGGAUGAUUAUUUACAUCUGUGCGCUUCCAAUUUGGAAUUUCGUGUUGCCCAUCUAUUCAUUCUGGCAUUUCGAUGAUUUCUCUUGGGGUGCUACGCGUGUUGUUGCGGGCGAAAAGAAGGACAAGGGUCACGACGAUGCUGAGGGCAAGUUUGACUCGUCCCGUUUGGUGAUGAAGAAGUGGGAAGAUUGGGAAGCGGAACGGACUGGCCAACGGCCUUCUAAGAACAAAAUGAUGCUGAAAACACCCAUGGAAGCGCCUGCCGCUUUUGACGGUUUACGUCCGAGCAUGAAAAAUACCACCACGCCAACGAGCCCUGCGUUCGGUUCGAUCUUCAACGAUCGUAAAAUGUUUGGUUCGUCUACUUCCCUUAAUAACCUCCCCAAGAUGCAAAACAAAAAUAACCCGUAAUACAAUAUAACAUACAAACAUCAUAGAGGGAGAAAAAACGACUCUUGUAUUAUACAGUAAAUAAAUAGCUUCAUUCAUG
Molecule: messenger RNA, 3866 nt
Organism: Radiomyces spectabilis
Lineage: Eukaryota; Fungi; Mucoromycota; Mucoromycetes; Mucorales; Radiomycetaceae
Product: chitin synthase-domain-containing protein
Exons: 10
Coding region: 197-3787 (1196 amino acids)
Cellular component (GO): cell periphery; cell septum
Molecular function (GO): chitin synthase activity
Source: RefSeq, a predicted model, not a curated record